Molecule: messenger RNA, 13687 nt
Organism: Podarcis lilfordi (Lilford's wall lizard)
Lineage: Eukaryota; Metazoa; Chordata; Lepidosauria; Squamata; Lacertidae
Source: the annotation of a GenBank genome assembly
GCAGAUCAUGUGACAGGAGUUGGCAAAAAAACCCCUGCUUCUUAGUGCCUUGCAAAGUGAUUUUGUAGAUGUGCUUGUCUCUUGCAACUAACAGAAGAAGCAACUAACAGAAGAACCAAGAACAGAGAUAUUUGGGUUUCUCUGACUGAACAAAAUGUAUUUAUCCAGCAUUUGUGGCAUGGAGUCUGCAUAACUAUCUUGGUAAGUGAUUUAUUAUGAUUUAUUAUUAUAAGACUGAUAAGAUAUACUUCCUCAAAAGCCAGAGAAAAGUGAUAUUAAAAUGAUUGUAUCCUUUGUACUAUAUGGAAAUAAAUUUAUGGGGCAUCGGACUGUCUUUGUGAAAGAGUUCUUUUAUAGGAUAAUUGUGUUUUAUAGGAUAAAUACUUAUUGCAGCAACUCAGUAUUAUGUCUAACUUUUAUUAAAUUAGUUCUAAGAAACUAAACUGAAAACUUUGGGGUUCAGAAAAAGUAUUAAGUAUUCAAGUAACUGUGGAUUUUUAAAAUUGUUUUCUCCCUCUGUAAUAGAGCUAGAUAGCUGCCUGCAUUUUUCUCCCCUUCCGAAAAUUAAUUAAGUAGUUUCCAAGUAUUUUUAAAACACCCUUUUCACUUUUAAAAUAAGGAAUAGUCUGAGCAGUGCAAAACAAAGUAAAAAAAUGAUAAAUUAAAUUGGUGAAAAACAUACAGAGUUGAGAUGGAAAGUGUCACACCCAUAAUUGCUUUCGUUUUUGUUUCGUUUCCCAGAACUGCAGCUCUUCAGUUAAAAUAGUUGGAAAGCCUGAGCACUUCAAGAUAAUGGUAAGCAUUAAUCUCUGAGUGCAAUUCUAUGUAUGUCUACUCAGAAGUAAGUUCUAUGAAGUUCAGUUUUCUCCCAUGUAAGCCUUGCAGUCACAAUUAAUAUUUGUUAAUGGGUGGAAAUGUGUUUUUAAUAGGAUCUAUUACAAAUCCAUACAUUGUUUCCCCUGCCCCUGCACCCCCACAUUUUAUAUUCACAACAGCCCUGUGAGGUGGGUCAGGCUCUGAGAUAGUGACUGACUCAAAAUCACCUAGUGAGAUUCGUAGCUGAGUGGGGAUAUGAACCUGGGUCUCCUCUGUCCCAGUCCACCACUCUAACUGCUAAACCACACUGUCUAUGGUGUACUUAUCUCUGGUUAGAUGCUACAUAUUGUGACUGGCCAAUUGACCCAAGUCACCCAGAACUGCAUGAGGCAAGGAUACCAACUCACCACCAGGGCGAAAAACGUCAUUGGCGGCAGUGGGUGUCAGGCUGGCAGCCAAGUUGGAGGGAGAAUAGCAGCGACUUCUUUUGCCUGUAUAGGGGCAGAGAGAGGCAGAGAGAUGUAUGUGAGAGUGAGAGACUGGAGUUAUGUGAGAUUUGAACCUUUUUAGUCAGGAUCUCUGAAUACUAAUGUCCAAUAUCGGUCUAUUUUUGGGAUGUAGCCAAUCCACACAUAUUGGUAUGAGAAGCUGAGAGUUUUUGAUAGGUGUGGUGCACCUUAAUGCACUUAAACAAAACAGCUUUGGUGUGGUGUGCACACACACCCAGAGCAAACAUAGCUUGUCGGUCAGACCAAAACUCAACCUUCAGCAACCCAGUGAAGGUCCUUAAACUGGGAAACAAAUGAGCACUUUAUCAACCAUUUUCUCUCCCUCUCUUUUACUUACUCUUUAAAAGCUUCGGAGGACCGUGUGAAUGCUUGGUACGAUGUAUUCUGUAACUGUUAUUCACAAUAGCAACGUAAGAAGUUCUUUCUCCCGCCACAAAAGUUUAGAGGAUGUGACAUCAUACAGUCCCAUGUGUCAGAUUUUCUGUUAUUGAAAAAGUUAGACAUAUAGUCAUGCCUCGGGUUGAAGUGGCUUCGGGUUGAGCGUUUUCGGGUUGUGCUCCGCGGCGACCCGGAAGUAACGGAACGGGUUACUUCCAGGUUUCGCCGCAUGUGCAGACACUCAAAAUGACGUCACGCGCAUGCGCGGAAGCGUCGAAUUGCGAUCCGUGCACACGCAGAUGCACAGACGCGGGUUGCGUUCUGCUCUGGAUGCGAACGGUGCUCCGGAACGGAUCCUGUUCGUAUCCAGAGGUACCACUGUACGUCAGUGGGUUUAGGAUUGCACCCUAAGAGUACAGUUGUACCUUGGUUGUCAAAAGCCUUGCAACUCAAACGUUUGGCUCCCGAAUGCCACAAACCCAGAAGUGAGUGUUCCGGUUUGUGAAUGUUCUUUGGAACCCAAAUAUCUGACCCUGCUUCCACGGCUUCCGCUUGAGUGCAGGAAGCUCCUGCAAGCCAGCAGAAGCCGCACCUUGGUUUUCAAAAGUUUUUGGAAGUUGAACGGACUUCCGGAACGGAUUUCAUUCGAGAACUAAGGUGCUGACUAGAAACGCUUUGAAUUUUAGCCAUAGCAGCUUUGUGAUUACUUGUUAGCUACUUCAUCAACUUUGUCGUUAAGGUGCUGCAAGGCACUUGGUUCGUUUUGCCACAGAAUAACAGGAUUGCUCCUCUGGAAAUUUGUUAACGUUGAAAGAGAUCACACAGGCAAGGCAGCUGAUUUGUAAAUAUCCAGGCAAGGCAGCUGAUUUGUAAAAUAUGCAUGUCUAUUGCGAAGUAUGAGGUGUGUAUUUCCACAUUAGAGAUUACAUUUCCACAUAGCAGAAGAAGAAAGACUUGUGCAAAAUAGAUUAAUUGCAGCGGAACACAAUAUGCCAGAUGAACGUGUGAAUGAAUGUCAGAAUGGGCUGAGACACAUGCAAGUGCAAAUGCACCAGCAGGGCCAGACUAGUGCUUCUGUCAGUCCAUCGCUCCUUGCCACCUCACCCUCCUCCCUUCCUGGUAUGCAAUAGCAACCCACCUGUUGGAAAACUAGUAUAGCAGCACCCCUCCAUCCCACAAAGCACUUGAGUCAGAUCAACAAUUAUUAUUAUUUUAUUUUUUUUUAAUGUACAGAAAUGAUGGAAAUGUAAACUCUGCAAUAAGUGAAAUAUUGGAAAAUAAAAAUAAAUAGCCAAACAGCUACCCAAAGCAAAUUUAUCUUACUAAGCCCUAAAUUAUAUCUUCCCAAAAUUUCCACCAAGUUAAAAGCUUACUGAAUUCCCAGUCUUAUAGCUUAAACAUUGGGGUGGGAGGUUGUAGCUACCAAUCCAAGCAGGGAUCCGAAGAACUAUGGUUUCUGCAGACUAAUGGGGGAAAUUGAGAAAGAUGGAACCUAGGAUCUACAAUUUUAUUAUCUAGUGCAAUGAUCCUCAGCCAGUGGGCCGUGGCUGAUGCCUUAGAUCCCAGCUCCCCAGAGAUAAAACUAUGUAACUGCCCUCCACUGGAAGCAAAAUACUGGGAGAGGGAGACAUGGCUUUGUGGUUAGAUAAAAAAAGGCUACUACAGCCAACUUAUGCAGGGGUCACAUUCCAAGCCCCCACAUGCAUCAGUGAAAUGUGCACAAGUGAGGAGCACCCUGGAGAGCCCUAGUGGCUUAUGAGGGGAUGUCCUCUUUAGCCUCUGGGGAGCGUCUUCUCGCAAGCCACUAGGACUCUCCAGGGUGCUCCCCACUUCCAGGUUCCAGGCACCAGUGGUGAAGCUGCAUGCUUCAUUACCGGGGGCAGAGAGCAGACAGGGGCGUGGCUGGCGCAACCUGGAGGCGUGGCAAGCACCCCAGGCGUGUGACACACCGCCUGCAGGGGUGUGGCGCACAUUCUCUGGGCGUGACGUGCUGCCUGUGGGGGCGUGGUGCCCGGCAUGCAGAGGGUGCACGGUGUGUGUCGGGGGCACCGCAAUGGCACCCUACCAGAAUAGUGGUGCUGGGGGCGGUCCGCUCCCUCUGCACCCCCGUUCCUCCGCCAGUGCCAGGCACCGCAUGUCUGUGUGGUCACAUGUGGGUAGAUCAUGCUCAAGUUGGAAGUUGUCUGGGAGAGUUUAGGGUUGGUGCAUCACCAACUCUAAGGGGCCCAGGCUGCGCCCCACAAUUUUGAGAACAAUCAGUGAGGGAAGGGAGAAUGCAAAAGCAUCCCUUUGGUUUGAGAUGUUUUUCCGCUUUUCAAAGUGCACUUUUCUGAUUGGAAAUUGCUGCAGGAUUUCUGGGGAGGAAAUUACUUCCAUCUUUGCAGAUAUAAUGCCCAAAAAUGACAACCGAGAAGGUGGUUCACAUUUUUUUAAAAAAAUGGGGGGGGGAGGAAAGGGAGGAGAGAGUGAGAGUGAUUUUCUAGCAUUUUGGACUCUGUUAGAAGCCUGUUUCGUAUCUUCUCCAAAGUAAAAAGGUAAAAGACCCCUGGACGGUUAAGUCCAAUCAAAGGCGACUAUGGAGUAGCGAUGCUCAUCUUGCUUUCAGGCGGAGGGAGCCGGCGUUUGUACACAAACAGCUUUCCAGGUCAUGUGGCCAGCAUGACUAAACCGCUUCUGGCACAACGGAACACCGUGACGGAAACCAGAGUGCACAGAAACGCCGUUUACCUUCCCACUGAAGCAGUACCUAUUUAUCUACUUGCACUGGUGUGCUUUCGAACUGCUAGGUUGGCAGGACCUGGGACAGAGCAAAGGGAGCUCACUCCAUCAUGGGGAUUCAAACUGCGCUUCUUCCGAUCGGCACGCCAUAGUGGUUGCAAUCUGUGCUCUAGGUCACAGUAUGGUAUAGAGAAGUGGGCAAUGUGUAGUCUGAAUACAAGACUCCUGGAAUCAAUUUUCAUGAAACUGACUGAGCAGCCUGCAGCAAGUCCACUCUCCACUGUCCCUGCUCUGAACCAUCACAAGAUGGUUGCAAGAAUGACCAAAUUUAGAUUAAGAAUUGUAAAGUAUGUUGGCUGCUGCAAAAUAGUGAAUUAUAUUUGGUAUAUUUUUUCCAAAUUUUAUUAUUAUUAUUAUUAUUAAGAAAAUUUGUUUUCAUCUUUCCCCAACUUACAAAAGCAACAUUUAGCAGGGCAAUAAAUGACUCAUUAUUUUUUAAAUGCCUUUUCAAAGCUCUACUGCUUAAAUUUUAAGCCUUGAAAAGAAAUCAUAGGCAAAACCGCUAAAUGAUGAAACAACACAAGUUUUUGCCAAGUAUUCCACAGGGGAACCACAGAAAGAAUGUAGUUGGUCAAGGGUUGAGAACCUCUGAUCUAGUGUAUAGGAGACCCAGAAUGGUCCAAAUGGGAAAUCAUUUCAGGUAAAAAUUGAGGGAAAAUGUUUAAAAUUGGAAUGGUCUAAGCCGUGCAAGGGAAUAAACAGAAUGUAAAAUAAAAAUGCAUUGAUUUAUAGCACAGAAUGAGUCAAAUAUCUGGCCUCAAAAGGCUGACUCAGAGAAAAUGGCUAAGAACAAAUCUGAGGGUGGAAUAUGCUCAAAGCAAGAAAUCCCUUCUCUAAAACAAAGAAGGCAAAAAGGCAAGCUGGGCUCCAAAGGACUUGGACCAAACAAAAAUAUAUUGGGGGGAAAUGGAGUUCAGCAAAAAUAAAAUUAAGCAAAAGAAAGCAAGUGACUUCUAACUAUGAGAUGCAGUAUUUUUGAUUCCUCUAGAUCUCUACAUUUUCCUGUCUUCUGAUUCAUUAUUUUCUCACAUCUCACCUUUUUUCACUAACAUUCCAUUAGUGGUAAAUGACAAAUCAGUGGAAGGCCCAUGUAAACAUAGGAAGUUUAUUUUAUUUUUAAUUAAUGUGGAAGUGGAUGGACAUAUUCCUAAGCCACAUAAAGUAAGGGUUUGAUUAUCUUCUAUAUGUUGUAUUAUUUCUUCUUGAUUAAAUUAUACAGCCGCUAUCUGAAAAUGAGUAAAUGUUUCUUGGUUUGGGUAUUCCAGCUUUCAGAUGUCAUUUUAAUAAGGAAGACCAACUAGACAGCACACUGACAGAACUCAAAUAUGGGGAAGAAAAGGUAAGCUGAAUUAAAAUGAACAAAAAUAUAGCAAGUGAUUUGGGAGGUUAUAUAGGGUUGCCAUAUGUCUGAAAUUUCCUGGACAUAACUCAUAAACUUUGCUCAAAAAAGCUCAACAACUUUUGUGUCUGUAUUUCCACUUUUUGAAAUAUGGCAACCCUUUGUUAUAACGAGAUUUAAUCAUCAGGGUUUUCAAAUUAACUUCACUGAAAAAUCUGAGUUUGAUCUCCAAAAUGUAAACUUCCUUCCCACUAAAUAGAAGCCUAUCCAUUUAAAUCUUUUUAGAUGUGUGGUGCAAGACAUAGGACAGGAUUGUGUAGAACAGUGUUCUUUGACCUUGGGUCGCUAAAGAUUGGACAACUCUAUUCAUCUCCAACAGGAUGAUGGGCAGUAUAGUCCAUUCACAUGAAGAGAAUCAAAGUUAAAUAACACUGAUGCAGAUGAAGGGGUGUUUGCAAAAUGUUGAAUGUAGUGUAGAAAGAAAGGGUUUGUUUUCAUUAACACGGUGUAUUGCUUUUUUUUUUUCUUAAAAGGGCUAAAAAUAUCAAGAAAAGCAACCAGCUAGAUUUGCCUGAAAAAAUUGAGGACUGGACUAAGGAACACGUAAAACAAUGGGUGACAAAUGAACUUAAGCUUGAGGAGAAACAUGGCGACAUCCUUCUUCAUCAAGAUGUGUCAGGCGCCAUUUUGAAGAUUUUAACCAAGCAAGACCUCACAGAAAUGGGUAUAACCCAUGGCCCAGCUUGCCAAAUAAUGCAAGCACUGGGAAAAAAGGAUGUUCCAGGUGAAAGCCCUAGCAAUUCUUCUGGGCAAGAAUGUAGCGCAAGGCCUUUUGAUACUGACUCUUCAAUUAAAAGUGAAGAUGCAGGUGCAAUGAAAGAAAAUAGCAAAGAGAAUUCAGCCGGUGCUGAUGCGUCACCAGCGUUUGCAAGAUCUAAAUCCACUGAGCCACCAGAAUCUGUACUUGAAGAAACAAGAAAAGAUAUGGCUCACCAAGGAAAUGGAAAUAACCAGCUUCCAACUAGACAAACUUGUCUACCCUACCCUUUUGAUGAGUUUCACAUUAGCCAUCGUUAUAUUCAACAUUAUGUCCUUCAUAUACCUGAAACAGGUCCCCUCAAUCUUAUUGAUCCAGUCCAUGAAUUUAAACUCUUUACAAAUACAGAAAAUGCAACAGAGGAGGAUAUGAAGAUGAAAUUUUGCAAUGAGGUUUUCAGAUUUGCUGCAGCAUGCAUGAACUCUCGCACCAAUGGUACUAUCCACUUGGGAGUCCGGGACAAGCCACAUGGAGAAAUUAUUGGAGUAAAAGUUCAAAAUAAAGAGAAAUAUAUUAGCUAUUUUGAGUUAAUAAACAAAUACUUUGGAGAUGCUGUCAUUGGUGUUGCAAAAGAUUGCAUUAGGAAACCUAGGUUUGUGGAAGUAUUGCAACAAAACAGCAUCCCAUCAGAAACAUUUGUUAUUGAAGUUGAUGUGGUUCCAAAGUACUCUAGUUGCCUAUCUAAAUAUUUCCCUACUAAGAACUACAGUUUUAAGACUAAAAAAUGGGAUCCAUGUUUGUUUAUAAGAGAUGGUGCAUCUUCCAAAAACCUCUUAAAAUCUAAUGAUAAAACAGAACAUAAAUCAUUUUUGGUCAAACUGGAGAAAUUAGCAGAGGACAGAAAAGAAGCUGAGGAAAAACAUGGAGAAAAAAGGAGGAAUAUAGAUGGGGAAGGUCGUAAGCUGGUGAGCUUGCUCACAGGCAACAGAGACUUACUAGAUAACUCCCAUUAUGACUGGUAUAUUUUAGUCACAAACAAAUGUCAUCCACAUCAGACACAGCAUAUAAACUUCUUGCAGGAAAUAAAGUUAUUUGCUGUUCUAGAGUUUGAUCCGGAAUCAGCAAGCAAUGGUGUCGUCAAAGCAUUCAGAGAAGACAGAGCUGCAAACCUUCAUUUUCCAAAGCAGUACCAGAAGCCUGGGAAUUCAACUUCUGAAACAAUUGAAGAACUUAAUCUCUAUCAGCAGCCAAGUUGGAUUUUCUGCAACGGUAGGUCAGACUUGAACAGUGAAGCAUAUCAACCCUUGAGUCCUAAACUCUGGCAGCAGCAGAAGGCAGCUGAGGUUAGGAAACUGAUCUCAUUUCUAUCCCAUCCAGAUAUAAUGCAAAGAGGAAAAUUUUUGGUGGUGUUUCUCAUGCUGUCAAAAGUGGAGGAUCCAGGUGAUCCCAUGAUAGAAGCUUUCUGUGCUUUUUAUCAAGAACUUAAUGGACUUGAUGAUAUGCUGUGUAUAUGUAUUGGGGCACAAACAUACCCUUGCUGGAGAGAUCUCCUGCGAGCCAGAUUUAUUGAAUCAGACACACUAGCAGAUAGGUGCAUAUCUCAAUUGAGCCUACCAAUGGUGAAUGGUACUAUCCAAAAACUAAAAUCAGUGACCCAAACUUCUCAGAGACUUUUGCCAUCAAAGGGGGGUUCCUUUACAAUUCUCUCAAAGAAAGAAGAAGACUUUAUGACUGCACUGGAAAUACUAUGUGAAAAUGAAUGCAAGGACACAGAAAUUGAGAAAAACAAAGAAAAAUUUUAUGAAUUUAAAAAAUCCCAAGAAGAGCAUUUUUAUCGUGGUGGGAAAGUGUCUUGGUGGAAUUUCUAUUUCUCCUCUGAAAACUACUGUUUACCUUUUAUUAAACGGGAUGCAUAUGAAACGCUUGAAGAUCUGAUUGAAAGAGGAUCUCAGUCUCCUAAACAGUCGCCCACAAAAAUUAUCAACCUUUAUCAUCAUCCGGGUUGUGGUGGUACUACUUUAGCCAUGCAUAUUCUCUGGGAACUGAGAAAGAAAUUUAGAUGUGCCGUUCUGAAAAAUAAAACAGUUGAUUUUGCAGAAAUUGCAACACAAUUGACCACAUUACUUACAUAUGGGACAUCAAACAAGUUUGAUUAUUUGCCAAUACUGCUACUUGUAGAUGACUUUGAAGAGCAAGAAAAUGUUUACCUUCUACAGCAUGCUAUGCAGUCUGUCAUAGCAGAAAAGGGUAUUCAAUAUGAAAAUCCUAUAGUUAUAAUCUUAAAUUGCAUGAGAUCCCAGAAUCCUGGGGAAAGCUCAAAAAGCAACAGCUUGAACAGUAUUGCACUGAAACAAAAACUAAGUCCGAAAGAACAAAGGGCUUUUGAGGAAAAACUGAAAGAAAUUGAAGAGCAGUAUGAUCAUCCUGAAGAUUUUUACUCAUUUAUGAUUAUGAAAAGAAAUUUUGACCAGCAGUACAUAGAGAAUGUAGUUAAGAACACUCUAAAAGGUUUGGAUGUUAGCAGUAAGCAAGCUCAACUUAUUUCCUUUCUGGCACUGUUAAAUUCUUACGUCACUGAGUCCACGAUUUCAGUAUCACAAUGCGAGGAAUUUUUGGGAAUAAGUACUAAAAAGGCUUACUGGGGUACAGAAAACCUGGAUGACAAGAUGGGAAACUGCUCCAACAUUAUAAUACAGACUGAAGUGCAAGAACGUGGGCGAUACAAAGGGGUACGUAUUAGUCAUUCAUUGAUUGCUGGACAAUGCUUAGAGGAAUUUAAACAAACUUACAAACUAACAAAAAGUAAGAUUACACUCUUGUUGUUAAGAGAGAAUUUAUUUUAUGACAUGGGCAUAGGGAGAGACAAACUUCAGCAGGAUGUUCAAAGCAUGCUGCUUAUAAGGCACCGAAAGGAACAUGGAGAUGACACAGACACUUUGUUUUCUCCAUUAAUCGAAGCAAUUCAAAAAGAAGAGAGGAGUGUUGAAGUUGAAAGGGUGUUGACUGAGGCAACCUGCAGAUUUAGUCAAAAUGUAUUUAUCAGCCAAGCCUUAGCAAGGCAUUUCUACAUCAAGGAGAAAAACUUUAAUCGUGCACUAGAGUGGGCUAGAAAAGCUAAAAAAGGUGCCCCUAACAACUCAUAUAUAUCAGACACUUUGGGUCAAGUUUAUAAAAGUGAAAUAAAGCAUUGCCUAGAAGAAAAUGCAGAGAAAUCUAUAACGGUUGAAAUUCUGAAACGUUUGUUGAAUCUUGCAAAGUGUGCCUCAGAGGCAUUUAAAGAAUCUCAAGAACAAACAGAAAAUAAAGACAGCGAAAAAGAAUGUUUUCAGAGUAUAAAAUAUAAGAGAAAAUAUGAAACAUAUAAUACAUCUGGUUACCUUGGAGAAAUAGAAACUGGUCUAUAUGCUAUAGAAAUGAUUGAAUCCAUACCUCUGUUCAGCAAAAAAGAUGAACUCUCUAGAAAACACAUAAUACAGUUUUUGUCAGGAAAUGGGGGUAUUCCAAAAGUCCCGGGUGAUACAGAGAAUGAAGAAUACAGAUUGACACUGGAAGAAUAUGCUAGUUAUCUAAGUAAUCUGCACACAAAUUUGAAAAAAGCAUUUGAUUUUUUCGAGAACUACUUUGUUUUUUUGAAGCCAAAAAAUCCUGAAAAAGAAAUUGUGGAGCUCAAAAUACGGAGAAAGGUACAAGAAGUUUUCAACAAGUAUGCCGAAACAUUUUGCCACUCUGAUUCAGACUGGCUAAUGAACUCAAAACUGAGUUCAUCUUUGCAGGUGGAAAAUUACAAGAAGAGUUUAGAAGCUUCCAAAGCUGACAAGUUUUCUGGAAUUUUGGAACAUCUCAGCAAUCAUGAAAAUGCUAUAAGCAAAAUUGAGGACGUAGUGAAACAGUAUACACUUUUGCUUGAUCAGAGCUCUAGCAAAUCUUUGCAGAGGUACAAACUGAAUUUUAUUUUGGCCAACAUUGUUCUCCAUUGCCUCAAUCCAAAAUCCAAGAUGGUACCAUCUUUUCUAGAACUGAAAGAACAGCUUAGAACAAUUUUACAGUCAGUAGGUCUAGAUUAUCGAUUUGCAGAACCAUACUUCUUGGCUUCUUUAUUAUUCUGGCCUGAAAAUCAAAAGCAAUUAGAUAAAGAUUCCAAACAAAUGGGAAAAUAUAUCAAUUCUUUGAAGAAGGCAUUUAAUAGGCAGUACUGGCAAAUGUGCCGUUCCAAACAACCUAUAGCAUUUUUCUACCUUGGAAAAGGAAGCAAUCUGAGCAAAUUUAUUCACAAAGGAAAAAUUGAUCAGUCUGUUACUGCUAAGAGUAGGGGCAAGUCAAGGCAAAAGAUGAAUGAUGAGCUGAGUUCCCUGUGGCAGACUGGAGAGAUAUGGAAAACAGAGGACGCCAAACAUCUUUUGCUUCGGCUGAAUGGGAAGGCUGAAGAUAAUAUCGUCUAUGUUGAUUACGGUAUUGAUGAAGACAUUAGAAUACCAGCAUGGCCUGUUUUCUUAGGCCAGCUGAAGAGCGGUCGGAGUGUAGAAAGAGUAUCUUUUUACUUGGGGUUUUCCAUUGGAGGCUUGAUAGCCUGUGACAUAGAAAUUAUUUAACCCUCUUUGAAAAUACAUUCUGUUGUACAGCACUGUAAAUUUAAUUUGACCUCUCCUUUGUCUAUAGCAGCAAGAGACACAUGGCAUUUUAUCCUAACACCAGAUAUAGUAUUUGGUUGUAUCCAACUAAAUUUUACUCAGAGCAGACUUGUUGAAUUUGAUGACCCCAAGUUAAUAAUUUCAAUGGAUAUAUUUGAUUGUGGCUGGCUGUAGAUACAACCCUUUUUCCUCCUCUUUGCCCUGAAGGACAAGGAUGUCUCCUCAAUCUGUAGUACAGCCAGAUGGGGCAAUAGCUGAACCAAUGUCACUUCCUUGGGCAAUAGAAGCUUUAUAUUAGAAUGAUUGAGCUUUAAGCAUAAAAGCCAGGGAUGAGGCACCUUUGGCCCUACAGAUGUUGUUAGACUACAGCCCCUAUCAUCCCUGGCAAUUUACCAUGCUGGCUUGAGUUGAUGGGAAUUGGAGUCCAACAAUAUCUAGAGGGCCACAGGUUCCCCAUCCCUGCCAUAGACAUACAUAGGCAAAAAUAUUUUUCUAAUAAAGGUCAUUUUAGUUUAUCUUUGCAGAGGAAGAGGGAGGAGUCGACUGCUAACUGGGCUGGUAGAUUUUGCUAACUAAUAAUUGGAUAUUCCCUUCUGCCAGUCCAAAUAACCAAUUCAUGAAUAUAAUAUGAUUUGAUUAUACCACAACCUGUUGCACAGCAUAUGGCAAUUUCAUUAUCUUUGCUUUAAGCAUCUUGUAUGUCACGUGUCCCAUUGCAAAGACAAAGUAUAUUUUUCACAAAACCAACCCUGACUGAGUCGACAUAAGAGGCUUCUGCAGUCAGUUUAGUUAAUUUCUGUCUUGUACUUCAUUUUGUAAGUCUGUUAUUUCCCCCCCUUUCCUGUGUUCCUCUCUAUUGUAUUGGAUCCAAACUUAGUCAUGAUUUAAGUCCCCCUGAUUUAAAUGCAGCUAAUUUACAACACAAUCCAGUGCAUGUAUAUUCAGAACAGCUUUUCUUUUUCUGUUUGGCUAUGCUAUUUAUCUGCUUGCUUCUUAUAUUUUCUGCUUUUCUGUUCACUUUUUUAAUUAUUAAUUUUAUUGUUGGUUGGUACCUACUUAGUUUACUUUUGAAGAGGAAGCAGAGAAAAAAAGGGUAAAUAGCAUUUAAAUUUUGUUCUCUUUUGUUGUAAGAAAUAACAUUCCAUUCAUUAAUAGUAUUAUAUCUAUCUAUCUAUCUAUCUAUCUAUAUAAAAUAAGAAUUUGAUCUUGGUGGUCUGAUUUUUAUAUUAUAAUCUGCUGGAUUAAUGAAAUAUUUGGGGGUCACCUGAACCGUGAACACGGAAAGCCUAUAAGAGAAUGGAGUGUCCCAGGACAACAAAGAGAAGUUCAGCACUGGUUCACCUGACCAGGAAUGUCACAGAAUAUAUUUCCUUGGAUAUUACCAAAGGAAAAUGGAAAGGUAUUUGAUAGGGAUAAUUAAGGGAUGAAGAUAAAUCCUAAAUUGGUAUGAGCUGAACGGCAGAGCUGUACCACCCAUAGGAGAGUGGGAGAAAUUAAAUAUGAUUAGGAUUUUAAUGUGAACCUAUCUAAUUUGUAGUUUCCAAAACCAUACAUGAACUGAAACAUAGUUGUCAUUUGUAAUUUGUACUUCUCUGAAUUUUGUGCUGCAGUUCUUCUGCCAAAUAAUGUACUGUAUUCAUAAAUGUGCAUAUCGGGGAAAGUGUGAAAAUAACAUAUCAAAUGCAUUAUAUUGGGGAAAUUGCUUUUAAAAAUGUCGACAUCAUGCAAAACUGCAUACCAAAAUGUGUAUAUUGGGAGAAAUUUGCACUAAAAUUCUGAUGAAUUGGCAUUAAAAAAAAUUCACAAGCUGAUGCAGAAAUGUGGAGUGAAUUUAAGACUAGAAAAAUUAGAAACUGAGAGGAAACAAAAUUGAGAAUUGUCAUUCCCUAAUUAUCCCAUAUACUAUACUAUUAGCAAACUCAUUAUCUAAGUGCUGAUCCUCAUGUAGCCAAAACAGCACCAUUCACACAUAAGAGGCAUGUAAAAGUAGUACAAAAAUCUUUUGGGUGCAGGCGAACCUUAAGAAGAGGCACAAAACAGCCCAGUGAGGACUGAGCAUGGUCAAUGGACACAGAAUUUAACUUGUGACUGACUACUGGAAGAAACCAGAGGGAAGAGAGAAUGGAAUGGAAUGGAGUGGCUGGAAUUUUUGAAUACAUUGCAACAUUUGGUUGCAAGUCACAUUCUUCUCCACCAUUUGCCCCCCUGCCCUGUUUUUUUUUAAACGCCUUUUCUUAUAUAAGCCCAAUCAUAGAUUGAUAGACAUACCUGCAUAUAUUACAAACUGAACUAAUAUGAGGACUAAAGCUCACUUGUAUUAAUCCCGACAUUGCUCACAUCUCUUAUUCUGGCAGAUAAUGUUGCUCCUCCAAAAUAGAUUUGGCCUCUUUGGGCAGCUUUUGCCAUCUAAGGCUUCAAUGUUUCACAUAUGGGGCGUGUAUGUAAAUCCACUGCCUAUAGUAGGGCUAGCAUCUGAAUAAAC